AUGCCUGUCUGCUCCUCUCUAAAUUGGAGGGGAGGGGCAGAAGUGGAGCCCUGGGCUGCUGCCAGCUCCGACCUGGCACUUGCUCCUCCGCGUCACUGUCAGGAUUUGUCUAGCGACGUGUUCCCUGACAGGGGUGUGUUGGGGGGAGCCCUCUUCCCGACAAUCAAAAUGGUUAUCAAAGUAUUUGUUGCCACAUCUUCUGGGUCCAUAGCGAUUAGGAAGAAACAGCAAGAAGUGGUGGGCUUUCUGGAAGCUAAUAAAAUCGACUUCAAGGAGUUAGAUAUAGCUGGAGAUGAAGAGAACAGGAGGUGGAUGAGAGAGAACGUGCCUGGAGAGAAGAAGCCUCAGAAUGGGAUCCCUUUGCCUCCCCAGAUCUUCAAUGAGGAGCAGUAUUGUGGGGAUUUUGACUCUUUCUUCUCUGCAAAAGAAGAGAAUAUUAUUUAUUCGUUCCUUGGUUUGGCUCCCCCUCCAGACUCAAAGGUGACAAAGUCGCUGGAGGAAGCAGCUUCCCUUCCCAAUGGCGAUGUAGCAGGGGAGUCAGAGAGUACUGCGGAGGGAACAGAGAAGACUGAAGAAAGUGGAGAAAAUGAGGCACAGAAAGAAGACAAGGAGGACAUGGGCAACCUCCCUGAAAACCCGGAGAAGAACGAAGAAGAGGGAGAGCGAGCAGUGGAAGAGAGGGAAGAAGUGGCAGUGGAGGGAGCCGAAGGGGAGGCCAAGGCCGAAGAGGGCGUGGAAGAGGAAGGAGGAGACUCUUAGGUGGUUCUGGGCUUUCCCAGAAAACCAAAGCCCACGAAGCAGCAUUUCAAAAGUCUCCCCACAAAUGUAACCAAAUAUUUUGGCCCAAAGCAUGCACACCUCUCUCAGUACAUCCGGGACUCCCGAGGACUCGUGCUGUCUGGCGAGGUUAGAUACACAAGAACGUCUUCUCAGUCACAUUUGCAGGAGGUUAAAUGUGAAGACCGUCUGCCUACCUUCAUGUGCCCAACGUUCUUGGCCUCUGCUCGUUAGCACUAUUCGCUCUGCACAAAUAGACCUUCUUGGUAAUACUCUGAAAGAAAGAUUGAAAGGAAUAGAGCCUCUCCGGUACAAAAGAAUUUCUUUGUAUGUGCCUUUUGCUUCCUGUCAUUGACUUAACUUUGAAAGGAGGUGCUUUCCAGAGAACAGCCAUAGAAAUAAAGAUUCAUAGCAAAUACUUCAUCCGUGUUUCUUUAUUCAUUGUCUCUGUGUGCAGGUGCCUGAGCUCAGUGUGUCUGCGGUGAGUGUAAGUCCCUUCUGCCUUGGGGUGGACAGUCUUGGUGGCAGUGAUUAUUUGGUCCAUGUUUUCAGGGUGCCUCAAUUGUCUUUUUAUGUCAUAUUUUGUGCUAUCCAAAUGGCUGUCUUUGGAGCUGAGCUCACUGUAGUUCUGUGAUCCACACAUGUAGGGAGGAUGACAAGGACAAAGAUGGGCAGCUCACUGCCCUUUGCACAUUUCUGAGCAUCAGGGAGCAGUUUCUGCUUCAGUUUUUCUGACCACUGAUUGAUUUGCAGUCAUGGCUCAUGUGGAACCCAGUGCUGUACUUUUGCCUCCCAUGGCCAGGUAUGUGUGGUCACCAUCGCUGCCAGCCCUCCACCCCGGCCUUGCACUGGGUAGGUUGGACAGCUCCUCUGCCCACCUCAGUUUCCUAUAGAUAUUUCUCUUUCUCGUGAGAGAGAUGUUGAUGCUUGUGUUUUUCUUGCAGCAAACAUCGCUUCUGUCUGGUCAGAAGGGCUCAUCUCGUUGUUGUGCUCCUUCCCUGUUUCACGAUCAUGUAGCAGUUUCCUGUGGGGUGGCCACAGAUUUUCCCCUCCCAAGCCUACCUGCAGAGUGGAUUGCAUGGUGGCAGGAGGCAUGGGGUCUCAGGACCCUGGACAGCAGCUCCCUUCUUGGCACCUAGUAACAGACAUUUCGAAGGGAAUUAAGGUUAUUGUGUCCUGAAUUGUUGAAGUCACCUUUAAAUCCACCUCUCCCUCUGCUGAAAGUAAGGUGAAAGACUACAGUGAAAUAGAAAGUCAUAUAAUUAAAAAUUCCUAUUUUUAUUUCGUGGCAUUUAAUUACAUCCUAUUUUAAAAGCUUGCUCAUUUUUAUAAACAUCGACGUACAAAUAGGCCUUCAGGUGCUUGUUGCUUUGGGCUGCCCUUUUAGGGUGGAGUAGGAUGGAGGUAGGGUUAACUAGUGUUCACAGAUUGCUAAGUGAGAAUGAGUAUUUGUGCCAAUAAUAAGCAAAGGUAACAAACCAUACCUGAUGUAUUCAAAUUGAAUUAAUUUUUCUUAUGUUGUUUUCCUGUGAGUCAGCAAACUAACAUUCUAGAAGAGUAGUUUUUCUUACACACGUCUCACUUUAAGGUGUCGAAAGGCAGAACCACUAGAUGGUAAUAUCACACGACCAGUGUCAGUUCCCGUCUUGGUUUGGUUUCACUCAUCACUACAACCUCCACGGGUAAGUGGAUCCACAGUGAGGAAAGUCUCUAGGAUAUGUGAUAUCAAAAUACAGUUAAAAUUACAUGCUUUAUCUGUUACAGGAAGCUUUUAGAAACUAAGCAGCACUGUGAAUAUGCAAAACCCCCAGAAAACCCCAAGUGAACAGG
Messenger RNA from Castor canadensis (American beaver), 2607 nucleotides. It is a transcript of the gene Sh3bgr, whose product is annotated as SH3 domain binding glutamate rich protein. Gene Ontology annotation, cellular component: cytoplasm. NCBI's taxonomy places the organism in Eukaryota, Metazoa, Chordata, Mammalia, Rodentia, Castoridae. The record is from RefSeq and is a predicted model, not a curated record.